Molecule: messenger RNA, 718 nt
Organism: Durio zibethinus
Lineage: Eukaryota; Viridiplantae; Streptophyta; Magnoliopsida; Malvales; Malvaceae
Source: RefSeq, a predicted model, not a curated record
AAAAGCACUCUUCCUGUUAAUUUCUCAGUUCGAUCUCUUAUUUUCAAUGGAGGAAUCAUCGUAUUCAAAUCUUGCUACAACUCAUUUACUCGGCUCAGUUCCCGCUGUUGUCAAUGAAGAAAAGAAGGCCUCGUAUGCAGUUCCUGGAGCGAAUAUGCAAAUUUUCCCGCCAAAUAAUGGUGGUGGAGGAGGUGGCGGCCGAGGUUAUCAAACUCUUGGAGCUCCAACUGAAGUAUUUGAACAACAACCACCAAACAACUGGAAGGGAGUGUUUAGUAUCUCGUCAUACACGCAGUAUUUUAAUGUGGAUAUAGAUGUUGUCAUAAACAGAUUGAUAAGUUCCUUUUAUCCUGUUGGUGGAGAUUUUUUCAGCAAGAUUGAUGCUAACCCUGAUCUGUAUGGGCUUAUUUGGGUCACAGCUACUUUAGUCUCUGUCCUCAGGAUUGGUUUGCAAAGCUGGCUUUCCUUAUUUCAAAGACUGAUCAGAAAGGCCAACAGUUGCAAGCUCAUAGCAAUUCAUUUCCUCGAAGCACUUGAUCAUCAGAAUCAACCAUCAAGGAAGAAAAGAAACAGAUCACGCUUUGAAACAACCAAAAAGCAAAGCGAAGUGAGCCCACCUCUCCUUGCUCUUAUUGGCGCGAUUUCUUUUCAUGAUCAAACAAAGUAUCCAACUCCGCCUCCUAUCAGUGCCCAUCUUAUUAUACCUACACCAAGAUGA